AUGCCGCACAAACACACCCGGAAAGGCGUUGUGGACAAGUCGACAAUUGACCUCCCCCCCUCCGUUACUGCAAAACCCCUAUCGACCGCCAAAGGAUCCGCGACCAACGGCAUCUUCACAACCGAUCUCGCAACCACCAAACGCGCCAACAAAAAGCGCAAGCGCAAAGACACCGACGAUGACACGCCCAAGGCUUUCGCGCGCCUCAUGGCCUUCGCCCAGGGCAAGAAACUGCCCAAGGGCCUCGACGACGGGGUAAAAGAGACAAAAGCCGAGAAGAAGCGCAAACGCGCCGCCGAGAGCGGAGCCGCGAACCCAGGCGAGGACCAGGUCGCGGAGAAGGUCGCGGAGAAGGCGGACGUGAUGACGAUCCGCCCGGGAGAGAAGAUGUCGGAAUUCUCGGCCAGGGUGGACGCCGCGCUUCCGGUGUGCGGGCUCAUCAACAAGAGUGUGCGGUCGGGCAAGGACCCGCUGGGCUUGAAGGUCGGCCGGACCAAGACGGAGAGGCGCAUGCAUCGCAUGUACGACGAGUGGCGGGCCGAGGAAGCGCGGAUCCAGGAGCGGCGGCAGGCAGCGCGCGAGCUGGCUGAAGAGGAAGAGGAGGAUUCCGAUGGGCAGGUGAGGUGGAAGGCGGAGAUGGGCGCGAUGGGUGAGGGGACGGGGAAGACGAGGAGCGGGAAGAAUAAGAAGAAGAAGAAGGGGAAGAAGAUUGGGGAGGUGGACGAUGGGGAGGAUGAUCCGUGGGCGAAAGUGGGUAGGGAUAGAGGGGAGGGCAAGGUCGCAUUUGGAGAUGUGGCGCAGGCGCCGCCGGUGUUUACGAAGGCUCCCGGGGAGAAAUUCAAGGUGCGUGGGGCGAGAGUCGAGGUCGAGGAUGUGCCCAAGGCCAGUGGGAGUCUUAGGAGGAGAGAGGAGCUAGGGACUGUACGGAGGGAGGUUGUAGAAGGGUAUAGGCGAAUGAUGGCUGCUGGCAAGGAAAAGCCCACGCCUGAUGCCGAGGAGGCGUAG
Molecule: messenger RNA, 1005 nt
Organism: Drepanopeziza brunnea f. sp. 'multigermtubi' MB_m1
Lineage: Eukaryota; Fungi; Ascomycota; Leotiomycetes; Helotiales; Drepanopezizaceae
Source: RefSeq, a predicted model, not a curated record